GUCAGAGUGAAAUAUCACUGUCUGUUUCCUAGUUUAAGAUGUUGCUUCACAAGUUAAGCUUAGUAAAAAGAAUAAAUCUUAGAAUAGUUACGAGGCGAAAUUUCGCCGCAGAAGUGACAAAAGCUGAUGACGUUUCAUCAAGGGAUACUAUUGAACCGUCCAUAAAUCGGCAAACGCAGCCGUUCGUCAAUCCGAUAACGCCAACCACGCCGAGGAUCAAACUCGAUAUGGAAAAACAGGUGUUCCGUCCCUCGAGCGUCGCAUCCUUCGACGACAUUCCCGGACCGAUAUCCUUGUAUCUGCUCUCGAAACUAUGGAGCGUCAUCCCUGUCGCCGGUACCGAAAUGACUGCCAAAAUGAUUCAAUACAUUUUAAGCGCCGGCAAACUAUUCGGCAAUGUUUUGAGCUGGGGCAACCCGUACUUCCAAGGUCUGUUCAACAAGUUUUUCGUCGUUUACGGGCCGGUUGUGCGGCUGAGGGGUCCGUUCGGUGGCGACUUAGUACUCCUUAACCGUCCCGAACACGCUAGGAUUUUGUUCAGCACCGAGGUCGCCUAUCCGAUGCGUGCCAACCUCGAUUGCAUCGAGAAGUAUUGUCUCGACACUAAGAAGUACCGACACACCGGUCUCUUCAUAAUGAACGGAACUGAGUGGGAAAAGGGACGCGAACUGCUGAAACGACCACUGCAGGACGCAGUUGUGAAACAGGCUGACGCCGUGGAUGAAAUCUGCGACGAAUUUUUGCUCCGUAUUAUGUCGAUCCGUAACGGGCAACUGGAGAUGCCCGCAACGUUCCGCGACGAAAUCUACAAGUGGAGUUUGGAGUGUCUGUGUUCCACGAUGUUGAACGAGCGUCUGGGCUUUUUGGACCCUUGCGGCUUGACCCGCUCCUCAGAUGCAGGCGUUUUGCUUAAUGGACUGAAGGGAGCAAGCGAUGCUGUUCAAAGAUGCGAAUUAGGGCUCCAUUUAUGGAAGUUCAUGGAGACACCUGCGUGGAAGUCGUUGGUCAGAAACUGCGACUCUGUAGUUUCAGUGCUGGACAAGCACAUCCAAAGAUCGCAGUUUUGUCUGAAGACGAAAACUGAACAGGUGAAACCUGAAGAUUUGUCUCUGAUUGAAACUAUGUUGCUGAAGGAGGGUGUUAAACCGGAAGAUGUUUUAACCAUUGUGUUAGACAUGUUCUUGGUGGGUGUCAAUGCAACAACUCACGCAGUGGCGUUUAUGCUCUACCACUUGUCGAAGUCACCGCGUUGCCAACAAAAUCUCCAAGAUGAGCUCACUAAAGAGGAAAAUACUCCAAAGGAACGUCUGUACAAAUUGCCGUAUAUGCAGGCUUGCAUUAAGGAAGUGCUAAGAUUGAAACCUUCGAUACCUUUCUUGACGAGAAUCACCAACAACGACGUGGUUAUUCACAACUACGCCAUUCCAAAAGGUACGCACGUAAUGGUUGCGACUAGAAUCAGUAGUCUGAAGGAAGAACACUUUGAGGACGCUCAUAAAUUUUUGCCGGAGCGAUGGUUAAAACCGGAAUUGGGAUUGAUUAACAAAGAUUUAAAAGAUUUUGCUUGCAUGCCGUAUGGAUAUGGGGCUAGAGAAUGUAUUGCUAAGGAAUUGGCUGAGAUGCAGAUUGCACUUUUGAUUUCCAAGGUUUUGAAGAAGUUCAGAGUUGAGUAUUAUUAUGCAGAUAUUAAUAGUACUAACAAGUUAUUCGCUUUGCCUGAUAAGCCACUUAGAUUUAGAUUUGUUGAACGCAUGUAACUGGCCUUAGUUCAUGAUUUAAUUAAAUUUAAAUAAAUUAUUUCCAUUA
This is a messenger RNA of Aethina tumida (small hive beetle), 1806 nucleotides long. Its product is annotated as probable cytochrome P450 49a1. The transcript has 7 exons. The record is from RefSeq and is a predicted model, not a curated record. NCBI's taxonomy places the organism in Eukaryota, Metazoa, Arthropoda, Insecta, Coleoptera, Nitidulidae. The coding region runs from base 39 to 1757 and encodes 572 amino acids. Gene Ontology annotation, molecular function: heme binding; monooxygenase activity; oxidoreductase activity, acting on paired donors, with incorporation or reduction of molecular oxygen.